UCCUCACUUAAACUCCACAGUGGCGUACAGGACACUUGGCGGUCGCCGCUCUCCAGCACCACACAGCCGGGUUUGAAUUGCCUCUCCCUCCCGUCUUCGGCCAGAGGGGAAUUCAAAUCUCUCAGCUAAACCGGUUCUGAAUUUUUGAGAGGCUGUGGUCGGCUUUUUCGUUCGUGCUUGCUCAAUCAAAAAAAAAGACCAGCUCAGGAGGAUGUUGAAAAACGGAGAACAUUGUUUCCCAAACUCCGACUACAUCUCUUCACUCGAAUCGCCGCUAUCCUGGGACAUAAACGACCCCAAGCUGCCCCAGGAUGUGCAUCAAUUGGAUAGUUUCCAGGAGUGGACAGAUUCCUACAUAAAAUUUAUUUAUAGUGCUGAUGAUAAAAAUGCACAAAGACAUCAGAGCGGAUGGGCCAUGAGGAAUACCAACAACCACAACUGCCACAUUCUAAAGAAAUCCUGUCUAGGAGUAGUAGUUUGUAGCAAUGAUUGCUCCUUGCCUGAUGGGAAAAAGAUCUAUCAGAGACCUGCCAUAUGUGAUAAAGCACGGCAGAAACAACAAAAGAAAUGUUGUCCAAACUGUGGUGCACCCUUGAAUCUCAUGCCUUGCCGAGGUCAUGGGGGAUAUCCUGUUACCAACUUUUGGAGGCAUGAAGGAAAAUGCAUAUUUUUUCAGGCAAAAGGUGUACAUGAUCACCCCAGGCCAGAAACAAAGACAGAAGCUGAAGCAAGGAGAUCAAUCAACAAAAAAAGACCAUAUGCUGAAAAUUGUUGUUAUAAAGACAAAAGGGAACUGCAGCUGUUAACAGGGGCAAUUGAAAAUGAAGGAUCUCUGCCAACAUUUACCUCUAAUCCAAAAAGUAUUUUGUCCAAUCUCUAUGUAAAUGGAAAUCUCGAAGAUUGUGUGGCAGUUGAGAACAUCUCUGCUAGUCCAUGUUUAUCAUAUCCGAAUGGGCAUGACUUCGGAAAGCCCACCUACCUUUAUGAUCCGCAUUGCGAAAUGGAUAUCAGCAGAUUCUAUGGUAGAUGUACACAAUUUAGUGCAGGGUGCCAUAAUCCUGGGAAUUAUGGUGGCCCAGGAACAAACUGCAGUACAAAUUUUGAGUGUGGAGAGUAUCCCAACUGGAAUAAAAUUACAUUGGGAAAGAAUGCUUACAGCAACUCUUUUAUUAGAUACUCUCAAGGUUCUUCAGAUCCUUGCAAUGAAAAUGCCAGUCCCAAGAACCUCAGAGACCCAACACAGAAUGCACAAACUGCAAUAAACAACAUGAACAAAACCAUGUACCAGACCUCUAAGCCCAAUCUGGAUGAAUAUAGUGAUUAUCUAUACGAUGCUAUGUUCCUGCAAAAUCAGAACAGCACCUAUGUUCCUGCUGCUAUUUAUCCACUUUAGGGUCUCUCCAGGUACAAUCACCAUUAACUGCUAUAGAAAAUGUGGAGGGCAGAAACAUACCAAUUCUACCAAUAAUAAGACUUCUUUUUAACCUGUUGAUUCUUAACUAAAACAUCUAUGAACUGAAAGAUACUUAACAUUCCUACUGGAAGUUUUUAACAUCAACUCAAACAUUAAAUGCACUUAAACAUUAAUGAAAAACAAAAGAAAAACACAAGAUCAUAUAUUGGUUCAAAUCAUGCUGAAAUUUCUGCUCUAGAUUUUAUGGUAAAUAUUGGGUGAAAUUGCAUCAGCUUUACAUGAAAAAUCAUCAAAAAUAGUAACUCAGAAGUUUGAGGAAUAUGGUAGCAUGUUUGCAGUGUAUCAACAACGAUUAAGAUCAUGAUUCUUGCUGGUACCCUGUAUGACAUUCUGCAGCACAGAAACACA
Carcharodon carcharias (great white shark) is the source of this 1822-nucleotide messenger RNA. RefSeq names its product chorion-specific transcription factor GCMa-like. Gene Ontology annotation, cellular component: nucleus. The record is from RefSeq and is a predicted model, not a curated record. Gene Ontology annotation, molecular function: DNA-binding transcription activator activity, RNA polymerase II-specific; RNA polymerase II cis-regulatory region sequence-specific DNA binding. The coding region runs from base 212 to 1393 and encodes 393 amino acids. Gene Ontology annotation, biological process: gliogenesis; regulation of transcription by RNA polymerase II. Lineage: Eukaryota; Metazoa; Chordata; Chondrichthyes; Lamniformes; Lamnidae. The transcript is spliced from 6 exons.